Molecule: messenger RNA, 612 nt
Organism: Alternaria ethzedia
Lineage: Eukaryota; Fungi; Ascomycota; Dothideomycetes; Pleosporales; Pleosporaceae
Exons: 4
Coding region: 1-612 (203 amino acids)
Biological process (GO): protein retention in ER lumen; Golgi organization; endoplasmic reticulum to Golgi vesicle-mediated transport
Cellular component (GO): Golgi apparatus; COPII-coated ER to Golgi transport vesicle; endoplasmic reticulum-Golgi intermediate compartment
Source: RefSeq, a predicted model, not a curated record
AUGCUGUUCCCAUCUCUCGCCAUGCUCGCUGCGGUGAGCAGCUUGCUGUCAUUCGCGACGGCGCACAACAUCCAAAUGAAGGCCCACCAGCGCGAAUGCUUCCACGAGUCCCUCCACAAGGACGACAAGAUGACAGUCACGUUCCAAGUCGGCGACCGGGAGUUUGGCGGCAGCGGAAACUUGGAGAUCGAUUUCUGGAUCGAGACGCCCUCUCGAAGCUACCAAGUCCACGAACGCGGCGUAUCCUCCGGCGACCACUCCUUCGACGCCAAAGAAGACGGCAAAUACACAUACUGCUUUAACAACGAGCACUGGGGUGCGAACACGAAGGAGGUUUCGUUCAACGUGCACGGCAUUGUUUACGUCCCUGAAUCGGAAGCCCCCCAAGACCCAUUGGAGAAGGAGGUGCGAACAAUGUCGGAACUUGUCUCCCAGGUCAAGGACGAGCAGAGCUACAUCAUCGUGCGCGAGCGUGUACACAGGAAUACUGCUGAGAGCACGAACGCGCGCAUCAAGUGGUGGAGCAUCUUCCAGUUGAUGGUACUCAUCGGCCAGGGGUUCUUCCAGGUGUGGUGGCUCAAACGGUUCUUUGAGGUCAAGCGUGUUGUUUAG